AUGCGUAUUGUGGGAUCCGCAGCACUGCCGGUGCUGUUUGACGGCGAUGCGCGAGUAGGAGACGUUGAGGUACGCGUGGUAGACGGGCUGCCAAACGGGUUCAUUGUGGGAGCAGACUUCCUUAGCCGGAAUGCUAGCGUGCUCGAUUUCAGCUCCAGCAGAGGCUUCAGGCCUGUACCAGCAGCACCCGGGGUGCCUUUUCUGUCGAUUGCACCAUACGCCUCCCAGGCUGCAAGCCCCCUCCGCAACGCUCGGGACCAGUUCAGUCUACUCACGGCUACCCCCGAGAACGCCCCCGCAGUGCCCGCCGUUCCCACAGACGUGCCCAGCUACGAGGACGUGGUGUGGGAGGACGACACCUCCUUCGAGUGGGACGUGCGACAAGUUUCGGAGACCAUCGACAUCGAGGGUUUCACCACUCGCGCGGUGGAAGCUGCGGCUGUGGGGAAUCUAUCCCGCGUCUGGCUUGACGACAUUCUCAUCGCUAGCGACACAUGGGAAGAAUAUCUCGCCACUUUGACGCUCGUUCGGAACCGCCUUCUGGCUGCGGGGCUGUCCGUAAACUUCGCGAAGUGCAUUUUCGGCGCAGCAUCGCAGGAGUUCUUCGGCAUGAUCACCGACAGCACGGGCCUUUACCCUGCUCAGUCCAAGCUAGAUGCAAUCACACGCAUUCCUCGGCCACACACAGUAGAGGAGCUGCGCACCUUUUUGGGUCUCACCGGCUACUUGCUCAGAGCUUCGCUCAUGCAGACAACCGAUGGUGUCACCAGCGCGGUGGUGUUCGCGAGCCACCGGUUUUCACAAACCGAUGCUAGACGCGGGCCCACGGAACGAGAAUGCAUGGGGGUCCUCUGGGCGGUAGACCAAUUCCGGCCGUGGGCGCUGCGGCUGAUGGAGUACGACCUGGCGCUGGAAUGGAAGGCGGGGGUAGAGCACGUAGUGCCCGAUGCUUUGUCCCGGCUGCCCGUGGCGAACCCGGUAGAAGUCGACGUCGACGAUUCGUUUCCGGAUGAUCUGUCGUUUGCUACAGGCCUGCGGUAG
Ectocarpus sp. CCAP 1310/34 is the source of this 1041-nucleotide messenger RNA. The record is from the annotation of a GenBank genome assembly. Lineage: Eukaryota; Phaeophyceae; Ectocarpales; Ectocarpaceae.